AUGCUUUAACUGAUAUUAUAAGAAAUUAGCCUUUCUUUGGCAAUAUCAUUUCUAGGCUAUUUGUAUGACUUUGUGACUGAAUUCAACACUUUGUAGAUGUGUUUGCUCCCCUUCGAAAGACUAUUGGGGAAGCAAUACAACUUAUGUCUUUCUUUACAAAAGAUAUUCACCUUCAUCGUAGAUGUGAAAUGCUGAGUUAAGGAAACUAAGACAGCACAAUUGCUCAUGAUUGUAAAUAUUAGUCCUUUAUUGCUCAAGACCAUGGAAUUAUAUAUUUGCCUCUAAUACUGUAUCAGGGAUGUUGCUAAGAAGAAAGUCUUGCUUGGGAUAGGUGGCGGACAUUACGUGACUUGGCAUAUGUACAUUGUCCAAUAAGACGUCUUUUAACUUUUUAAUCCUCCUUAAUGCUACAAGUCUUUUCGUGCCGUUAAUAUCCAUGAAUAUACUACCUGUUCUGAUUAGAGAUAUAUACCGAAGAAAAAUAAGAUCUUUUCAAGUUGGAACAUCCCAAUCCUCAUUUUUGGAAAUACCAAAUCUGCUAGCAGCAGCGUUCUAUGUGUUUUCUUUGGUAAUUAAUUCAAUAGCUUGAUACAGACUGCUCCAUGAAAGUAACGUCUGUGCAAGUUGCUCAAUCAUCAAGUCGUGGAUAGUUUGCUGAAAUUUUAUAAUGUUUUGCUAACGAGUCGUUUGGUUCAUUGAUCUCAUAUUGAGUCCUGCCCUGAAAUUGGCUUCUUGAUCUAUGUCCUAUUAGGCUCGAGUUAGUCAUCUUCGCUUCUUAUCAUCCUGCAUGAAGCUAUACGUCAAUUCUUGCUGGCAGCAUACUAAUGACCUGUUGGUCAUUUCAGUUCUUUUUUUUUUAGCGCAAAAAGAAGGGUCUUUGAGUUUGUCUGAUAACUUGCCUGUCAUUUUCUUUUUAGGUUAGGUUGCAUUAUAGUAGUGUACUUGAUCUGUUUUUCCACCUUAAAGUAUUUUCAUGAGCAUUUUGUUUCAUAACAAAGGCUUGUGUGGUGUACCUUCUUCGCAUGUCCUCUAUUUUGUAUAAAAUGACGGCUUGUCCACUGGUGGUAAACUUGCCAUAGCCAUAUCAUGUCUUGUUGUGUUCCAUGUGCUGCUUUUGGUGGUAUACAUAUGCUGCAAAAGAAGGGAAGGCAUCAUUAUGACUUUGCACUGCCCUUAUCUCUAAGGGUUGGUUUUAGAUAGAACAUUCGCUUGUUCAAUUUGCAGUAGGAACAGAAAUUAAAAGAAAUCACCACAUCAAAUCCUGAACACAACCAAGUAAGUAUUCUUGUCCUAUCAUAUUAUUAUUCCUUUUUGUCACAUUCUGUCAUUAACACAUUUUUUUUCUGGCAUUUAUACACAGCACUCUCGGUGGUAGUCAUGGUGCACUAAAAGUACACUACAAGGGUCGACAGGGUGAUUUAUAUGUCAUGAUGUUGAUUUGAAGAAGUGAAAGCAUAUUCCAGUCCCCCAUAGUUAAAUUGACUUGUUCUCGGGAUAAAUGGAGGCUCCAAAAGAUAAUAUCAUCGUGCAUAAUGUUGAUGAAGAAUUUGAAUUUAGAAUUGGUAUGGUGUUUGCUAAUGAGGACGAAGCUUAUAAUACAUACAAUGCAUAUGCAAUUUGCAAGGGAUUUGGAGUGCGAAAAGGACAAAAAGCAAGUAAUAGCAAAGGAAUAUUGCGACGAUGCAAAUUUGUUUGUAAUUGUGAAGGACACUCUCCACCAAUCCCACCUCAUGAACAAAGAGAUGUUUAUAGGACAGUGAAGAGAACUGGAUGUCAAGCUUGCAUUAAAUUCGUAAUUGAAGAUGGAGUUUGGGUAGUUUCCAAGUUUGAGGAUGUCCAUAAUCAUCCCUUCAUUGAAGACAAACAAAAACAUCUUAUACGAUCAUAUCGACGCAUCACGGACACUAGUAAAGGUAUAUUGACUUCCAUGGCAGGGGCUGGUAUAAGGGCUACAAAAGCAUAUACCUACCUUAGCGGUGAAGCGGGGGGGCCAGAAAAUGUUGGCUUCACAUUACGUGAUUGUCAAAAUUUCUUGCAAUCCAAAAGAAGGAACUUGAUUAGUGCAGGGGAUUGUCAAAGUCUUAUUAACCAUUUUAAUUACUUACAAUCAAAUGGAAGCAAUUUUUCUUAUACAUUUCAAUUGGAUGAGGAACAGAGACUGACCAAUUUCUUUUGGUCCGAUGGUGUAUCCAAGUUGGACUAUGAAAGUUUUGGCGAUGUGUUGGUAUUUGAUACCACUUACCGUACAAAUAAGUACAAUAUGAUAUGUGCACCAUUUGUUCGCGUGAAUCAUCAUUGGAAAAAUGUGAUAUUUGGUUGUGCUUUUUUGUCGGAUGAAACUAUUGGUUCUUUUGUUUGGGCAUUUCAAUCCUUUUUAGAGGUGAUGGGUAAUAAAGCACCCAAGACUAUUUUCACAGAUCAAGAUCAUGCCAUGGCAAAUGCUAUUAGAACUGUUUUUCCGAAUUCUGAUCAUCGCUUAUGUGUAUGGCAUAUUGCGAAAAAUGCUACACAUCAUAUUGCACAUCUUCUUGGAAAGCCAGAUUUUCGUGAUAAAUAUUGGCAAAAGCUUCUAUAUGAUUGUGAAUCUGAACUGGAACUGGAGAACAUUUGGAAAGCAAUGUGUCAAGAGUGGAGCUUGGGUGACAACAAGUGGUUGGAUAGUUUGUUUCAACUGCGUCAUAAAUGGUGUCCUGCAUUUGGCCGUGAUUUCUUUUCUGCAGGAAUUAGAUCUACACAGAGAAGCGAAAGCACGAAUAGUGUCUUUCAAGAUAUGGCAUGCAAGACCAUGACUUUGACUGAAUUUGUCAAACAUUAUGAAAAGCAAUCUGAAAAAAUGCGCAAUACUGAAGUUGUUGAUGAUUUUGAGUGUGCUCGAGGAAAGCCACGAAUUAUGGUUGACAAUGCAAUUUUGAAACAUGCUGCAAGCAUAUAUACUCAUGUCAUUUAUAGGAAUUUUCAGGUUGAGUUCAUGCAUGUUUUGUCUGUACAUGUUCUUAGAUCAGAAACUGAUGGGCCGUUGCACACUUAUAUCGUGGUAACCGGAAGUAGUGAACGGAAGCACAUUGUCCAUUUUAGUUCAAGUGAUUCUACCAUUACAUGUAGCUGCAAAUUAUUUGAAAUGCAAGGAUGGUUGUGUAGGCAUACUUUAUGCAUCUUGACCCGUGUUGUAAAUGUUAUAAGCAUUCCAUCACAAUACAUUUUGAAGAGGUGGACAAAAGUCGCAAAAUUAGGGACUUAUUUUGAAGACAUUGCACAAAGCUCUCAUUGUGCGGUUAAAUCAAAGACAUUGCGUUUGAAGAGGUUGAUGCGGUUAGCUUUCAAUGUUAUGAAUGACGGUGCCAAUCAUGAUGUUACAGAGGAGCUUGCAACUACAACCUUGUAGCGUCUUCGCUCCCAAAUCACAAAUAAAAUGCAAUCUUUAACGGGUAAAGAUCAUGUUGAUUUCUUGGUGGAAGGUGAUGAAGUUGAAUAUGCAGAAAAUUGUGGAAUUCAAGUACUUGAUCCACAUCGGAGAAGGCCAAAAGGUGUACCAAAUACUCGGAUCAAGGGCGUUACGGAAAAGAGAAAGAGAAAAGCGUCUUCAUUCAUAGGAGGCACCUUGCACAAGGUAUGAUGCUUGUUUAAUGUGAUAAAAUGAUUCCAUCAAUUAUUUUAGCUCAUUUUUGCAUGAAGUAAUUCUAAACUCUCCUUUUUUUGCAGGAUUGACCUUUGACAAAAUUUGUAGUUAUUAGUGUAGGUAGUUAACUAACUUCAGUUAGUGCAACUUUGGGUCUUUUUGCUAUAAGUAUGCACUUCUACGUGGGGUAGGAUCGAUUUGCAAACUGUUUUUGGGACUUGUACAGUUCACUGCUCCUUCUAGAAUCAACAAUGGCAUAUUUUGAUGUUGAAUUGUUGAUGAAUAGAACAAUCUGCUUUUGGGUGUAAGCAGUGGCAUCGCUGUGUCUACAGUGAUGAAGUACGCAGACAAUAUUGUGAAGGUAAGACAUCUUUUGCAUAUGGCAUCAAAGAAUGAAACGUUAUACCAAAUUUACUGGAGGUUGUUUGCUAUCUUCAGACAGUCAGCUUAAAUUUUUGCAGAGUCUAGUGCUGGAAAUGCAAACCAAGUGGAUCUUUUUGGGCAGGACUUGAUUGGAGAUCUGUUGGAUGGACCAAUAUCUGUUCUGACUAAUGCUUCUUCCUUCAAUGAAAAUUCAUCUGAGGUUGACCUUUUUGCUGAUGCAAGUUUUGUUUCGGCACCUCCUUCGGUAGAAUCAUCUGAGAAGAAGUUGAAAUAGUCUUGAGUUUUUUAAUUGUGGACUAUCUGGUGCUGCUUACUACUGCCCUUGUAACUCACUCUUGCUAUCCUUUCACUGCAAGGAAGAAUUUGAUCUCUUAGGGGCAGCUACUCUUUUUUUCAGUCACAAGCUAACAUCGAUGAUU
Molecule: messenger RNA, 4419 nt
Organism: Syzygium oleosum
Lineage: Eukaryota; Viridiplantae; Streptophyta; Magnoliopsida; Myrtales; Myrtaceae
Product: protein FAR1-RELATED SEQUENCE 5-like
Exons: 3
Coding region: 1499-3382 (627 amino acids)
Biological process (GO): regulation of DNA-templated transcription
Molecular function (GO): zinc ion binding
Source: RefSeq, a predicted model, not a curated record